CAAGGGAUACCUUUGCUGAUUGACCUACUUCGACUAAGGUAGGACUCCAUUCGUGUAUUUUAAAGAGAUCAUGGAAGUUUCCAAAUUGGCAGUCGUAAUGGCGCUCUCCAUCAUGCACGUGUAUGCCCAGUUGAGCCCCACGGCUAAUGAUGUCAUCGACAUGACGUACAUCCUGACCCCGGACUCACUGUAUUGGCCAGGACUAACAGGGUUUAACUACACUCGGAUUUCAAGAGGACCGGUUACAUUUGGUUCUAAGUGGCUCGAAUCCAACGAUAUAUGCGCACAAGAACAUCAAGGUACCCACAUGGACGCGCCUGCGCACUUCAGCAAGGACAAGUGGCGCGUGCAUGACAUCCCACCUCAUAGGUUUUUCGGGCCUGCAAUUCGCAUUGAUAUUUCUUCUCAGGCAGCUCAUAAUAAUGAAUACAACCUCAAAGUAGAGGACGUGGAAAAGUGGGAAAAAGAAAACGGUCCGAUUCCUGACAACUCUAUACUGUUAAUCUACACAGGUUGGGGAAAGCACCAUGAUAAUCGCACGGCGUACUAUGGUUACGAGGGCACCGACAGCUGGUUGGACGCCAAUGGAAAUCCUUUGGUACGCUUUCCCGCCGUUUCCGAGGAUGCCGCCAAAUGGAUUUCCUCAAACAGAAAAAUAUCAGGAAUAGGCACCGAUGGACCCUCAGUAGGCCCCAGUAAAACUAUGAUGGCCCACGUUCCUUUCCUCGAAAAGAACAUUUUUAUUCUCGAAAGUGUUGCAAACCUGGAUAAGCUAUCAACAACUGGGGACUCCGUUGCAGUACUGCCAGUCAACAUCAAAGAUGGCAGUGGCGCCCCCGUACGUCUCAUUGCAUUUAAAAAAGCCCAUUUCAAGCCUGGGACCGAUGACGUCAUGGACCUGACCUACCCUCUCUCUAAUGAAACGAUUCUGUGGCCAGGAAGGAAUCCUUUCCAGUUGAUUGUCCUUGAGAGGGGGUUUGCGAAACUUGGUAACAACACCGUAUGGAGUGAAAUGAACCGAUUCUGUUCGCCAGAACAUGUGGGUACUCAUCUUGACGCGCCUGCGCACUUUAUUAAAGGUUCGUGGCGAGUCCACGAUAUUCCUCCGCACAUUCUCAUCGGUCCCGCCGUCAGAGUGGACAUGAGCAAAAAAGCUGAAAAUAACUCGGACGCUGUCCUCACCGUCCAGGACUUGGAAGACUGGGAGAAGAAAAAUGGCCGAAUACCUGACAACGCCAUGGUGUUUCUUCACACUGGCUGGGGGAAAUUUGUCAACGAUUUCGAAAAAUACCUCGGCUCUACAAACCAAACCCAUUGGUUAAACGAUGCGGGACAGUCCCUUCUUCAUUAUCCAGGAUUUUCAGCAGAGGCAGCAGAAUGGUUGGUUAAGAAUAGAAAUAUUAACGGCGUCGGCAGUGAUGCCAUCAGCUACGACGCUGGGCAAACAACGUCAUUUCCUGCUCAUGUGACCCUUCUUGGAGCCAAGAAGCUCGCGCUGGAGAAUGUAGCCAAUCUUGACAAGUUGCCGAACACCGGAACGACGGCCUUUGUGUUUCAUAUGCUGUACAAGGACGGAAGUGGAGCGCCUUCCAGAGUAGUUGCCGUUAAAAACAGCGCCAUCACUGCUGGCCAGGUCUCCAGCGGUGUUGAUAUAAGGCCCAUGUUUGUUGCUUUGAUGAUGCCUUUUUUCUUGAUUUUCUUUAGGUGCAUCUAAUGAUUGAAAUAUACCUGAUCCUGAUGUAAAGUGUUUUUAAACAAAUAGACCACGCAGUUACAUCUAUUGUGAAAAUUAAUAUAGUUCAAUUAAAUCCUUUCUAUUCAUUUAAGAUUUAUAUUCAAACGCCUGACUCUUUAUUUGUUUGAAAGAAAGACUUUCCAACACGACCUCAGACUGAUUGAUUUAACCCGAUGUUGUGGUGUUGUAAACAGCUUUAUUCUGUCAAAACCUUCAGCUAUGUGUCUCUAACCACCAAUUCCUGCGUUUUUUUUUUCAGUUGACCAAACCAGGGCAUUAUAUCCCACGCUAUGAUCGAUAGUAAAUGUAUGCAAAUAUACCUUCUAAAUAAAGGAGACUCCACUGC
Messenger RNA from Lingula anatina, 2081 nucleotides. RefSeq lists its product as uncharacterized. The record is from RefSeq and is a predicted model, not a curated record. NCBI's taxonomy places the organism in Eukaryota, Metazoa, Brachiopoda, Lingulata, Lingulida, Lingulidae. Gene Ontology annotation, molecular function: arylformamidase activity.